AUGAACACCUCGGUCCUCACCCCCCAGGGAAAUAUUUCUGGUCCCCUGAAUUUUUCUGAGACGAGCUCACAGAUUUUGCAGUUUGAGGACGAGGACUGCCAUGUGCCUUUGGCCAUGGUCUUCACUUUGGCCUUGGCUUAUGGGACUGUGAUAAUCCUGGGAGUCUCUGGGAAUUUGGCCUUGAUUGUCAUUAUUUUAAAACAAAAGGAAAUGCGCAAUGUGACCAACAUCCUCAUUGUCAACCUGUCCUUUUCUGAUCUUCUAGUGACUAUCAUGUGUCUUCCCUUUACCUUUGUGUACACUUUAAUGGACCACUGGAUUUUUGGGGAGGCCAUGUGCAAAUUGAAUCCCUUUGUGCAAUGUGCCUCAAUCACCGUCUCGGUCUUUUCUUUGGUCCUCAUUGCUAUUGAACGGCAUCAGCUAAUCAUCAAUCCCCGUGGCUGGAGGCCAAACAAUAGGCACGCCUACAUGGGCAUCGCUGCCAUAUGGAUUUUAGCUGCAGCUUCCUCUUUGCCUUUCCUUAUUUACCACGUGUUAACAGAUGAACCCUUCAGGAACAUAACAUUUGAUGAAUAUAAGGACAAAUAUGUGUGUCUGGACCUUUUCCCCUUGGACACUGCCAGGCUUUCUUAUACCACAACGCUUUUGGUGAUUCAGUACUUUGGACCACUUUGUUUUAUAUUUAUUUGCUACUUGAAGAUAUACAUCCGAUUAAAAAAAAGGAACAACAUGAUGGACAAGAUGAGAGACAAUAAGUACAGAUCCUCUGAAACCAAAAGGAUCAACAUCAUGCUAAUCUCAAUAGUGGUUGCAUUUGCAGUUUGCUGGCUGCCUCUCACCAUCUUCAAUAUUGUGUUUGAUUGGAAUCAUGAAAUUCUGCCUGUCACUACCUGCAGCCACAACCUGUUGUUCCUGAUUUGCCACCUCACUGCCAUGAUCUCUACCUGUGUGAACCCCAUCUUCUAUGGGUUUCUUAAUAAGAACUUCCAGAGGGACCUACAAUUUUUAUUUCAUUUUUGCAAUUUCCGUUCCCGAGAGGAGGAUUAUGAAACCAUAGCCAUGUCCACCAUGCACACAGAUGUUUCAAAAACCUCUUUAAAGCAGGCAAGCCCUGUUGCAUUUAAAAAAAUUAAUAGUGAUGAUGAUGACAAAAUAUAA
Molecule: messenger RNA, 1158 nt
Organism: Indicator indicator
Lineage: Eukaryota; Metazoa; Chordata; Aves; Piciformes; Indicatoridae
Gene: NPY1R
Product: neuropeptide Y receptor Y1
Exons: 2
Coding region: 1-1158 (385 amino acids)
Biological process (GO): G protein-coupled receptor signaling pathway
Cellular component (GO): plasma membrane; neuron projection
Molecular function (GO): neuropeptide Y receptor activity; neuropeptide binding
Source: RefSeq, a predicted model, not a curated record